This is a messenger RNA of Porites lobata, 30746 nucleotides long. Lineage: Eukaryota; Metazoa; Cnidaria; Anthozoa; Scleractinia; Poritidae. The record is from the annotation of a GenBank genome assembly.
AUGUCGAACGAAAAAGACAUCAACAUCCUUAUACUUGGAGAAAGUGGAGUGGGCAAGUCAACCUGGAUCAAUUUAAUCAGCAAUUAUGUCAAGUAUGUCAAUCUCAAAGAUGCUGUGGAGGAUCCUAUAUUCACCUUUCUUAUUCCGUCAAGGUAAAAUUAUAGUUUUUGUUGUAUGCUGAGUCGAUAUACAAGUUUGCUGCUCAGACGACUCCUCAAGACAGAUGCUUCACUUUUGAAAACGAUCUCCAAAUCUUUGACCUAAAAGCUCAGCAGCCUAUUUUCGAGCUCCACUAGUUGUGAAUUAGUUUUUAAAGAAAACAAGUCGAGCUAUCUCUUUAGUUAUCAUAUAAAUACAGAGUUACGAGGAAGCUUAAGAUUAACUAUGCUCUACAUACAUAAUAUAAUUAGCCCUUAACGCCCGAAAUAAGAAACUCCUCUUAAAAUUCCCCCGAGUCGGGUCUGCAAGCUAGCUAGUGAUAUGAAGGAAUGAGGCACCGCGGCCUUCGCUUAAAAAUUAAUGGCUUUCCCCCCUUUUGGCCAGCACAACGGAGUUUAGUGGAAGUGACUUGGAAUUUUUUCUCUUCUCACCGCGCCUGGUGGCGGUGACCAUUGGCCUUUAGUAAAAUCCAGCUAGUGGUCUAUUAUCAAUGCUGCGUUCUGAUUGGUUGAGCUACUACUAGGCUAUAUGUAGCGAACAGAGCCGGCUUUUUGGUGGCAAAAAAGGAUUAAAGUCUAAAGUUGUUUUGUCUCGAUAUUUUUGACCAACUAGUUGGAUUCUACUAAAACAAUUAUUCCUCUCGCCCUCAUGGCCCCUGAGUCAAUAGCCCAUUCGGGCUCGAGGAAUAAUUGUUAAAUACUAGCAGUUGCGAGUAGUUAGAGAUAAACCGGUUCUACCACACCUCUAAAAUACUUUUUUUCUAUAAUUUUCUCGGGUUUUUCCGACAUAUUAUAUUUUAACGGAGUAUGACAAAGUUCUGUUAAUUUCCGUCAUGGCCUCCGUCAUAAAUUAAUCAACGAAUUUCAAUUGAAGAGGUUAAAUGUACGAACGGUAAUAAACUUAAUUUCGAGCAUUGUCAUUUACUAACUUAAAAUUCUUACAUGCGGCAAAAACAGAGAAAAAUCAUAGAAAAAGGUAUUUUAGAGGAUGGGAGAACCGACAUAUAUCUAUAACUACUAUAAAGAAAUAAUAUUCUGAUGUCAUGAACCUCAAUCCAUCAAAUAAUCUAUGCCCUCAAACUAAUCUAGAUGACUUGAGCGAAGCGAGUAGUCAGACAUGUCACCCACGCUUUAUGUAAUUCAUUGUCAAUUCACAACACAAAUACAAUCAACAAUUUCACGAAUUUUAUAAACUUACACAGAAUUCUGUCCCCGCUCAGUAAUGACUUCAACAAAUUUAUGGAUUUGAUGAUUUGUUUAGAAAGAGAAUAUUUUGAUUUUUAAUUUGUGGUAGAAAAAGAUAAAUUUGAAUUAAAGCGAUUAUAUAAUCUAUAAAUAAAAGGAUGAACUCUCUGGAUUUGAAGAACUUAUCAAUUAAGGAAUUUUAAAAUAAUUUAGUAAACAAAGAGUAUAAAGAAAACAAGACCGCUCUUAGUAGCGUUGAUACUCGCUUGCUUGGAGAUAAGAUAAGAAAUGAGGAGGCGAUAAGACCGAAUUGCAAAACAGUUUGCUCGUGAAAAAUAUUGUUCGUCCAACACUUAGGAGCUUAAAGUUUGCUGUUGAGCAAACAAUCUCCGUAAGAAAUAAAAAAAUUCUGUAUGUUUGAAUUCGACUAGAACGAAAAUAUAUCAAACCUUAAAUUUUCCAUAGCCGUGAUAGAUUAUGUAAUGAAAACUUUAUAAAUGACUCAAAUUAUUCUUAAGUAGCGUCAGACUGCUGCUUAAUAUCAUAUUUUGAUGCUAAUUUUGGUGUAUUUUCGUUCGUGCAAUCUUAAAAACUAACUCGUUUCCUCACCACCUGUCUAAGGACAACUUCAUUCAAUUUUGGACUUUUAGCGCUUUUUUGAAUAUCUCUGAAACGACUCUAACGAAUUUUUUUUAAAAAUCUUUUCACAUAAUCUUCAUAAUGUAUAUAAUAAAGUCUGAAACUUUCAUUAAGAUUGAUUCACUGCAACAGCUUGAAAUUUCAAGGCAAACCUAUAUCCUUCGAACCGGUCAAAAAUCCGCGCUACAGCAUUCACUGUUUUGACGUUAUGCUACUUUUUCCAAAUUAAUGGGGACAAUACAUAUAUCCAUGACCGGUACAUUUCAGUGUGAGUAUUGUCAAUGUUUUGCAUUCAAAAGAUGCGGUAAAUUCAAACUAAAAUGUACUAGUCAUGGAGGUAUGUUUAGUUCGCAUUAUUUUGGAAAAAUUAGCAGAACGUCAAAACAGUGAAUGUUGUAACGCAGAUUUUUGACCGGUAAGUAGGAUAGGUUUGUCUUGAAAUUUCAAGGUGUUGUAGUGAAUCAAUCUUAAUGAAAGUUUCAGACAUUAUUAUAUACAUUAUGAAGAUUAUGUGAAGAGGUUUUGAAAAAAUUCGUUCGUGUCGUUCUAGAGAUAUACAAUUAAGAAAGCGCUAAAAGUCCAAAUUUUGAAUGAAGUUGCACUUAUACAGGUGGUGAGAAAACGGGUGUAGUUUUCAAGAUCGCAAGAACGAAAAUACACCAAAAUUUCCUAGCAUCAAAAUAUGAUAUUAAGCAGCAGUCUGACGUUACUUAAGAAUAAUUUGAGUCAUUUAUAACGUUUUCAUUACAUAAUCUAUCACGGCUAUGGAAAAUUUAAGGUUUGAGAUAUAUUUUCGUUUUGGUUGAAUUCAAACAUACAGAAUUUUUUUACUUCUUACGGAGAUUGUCUGCUAAACACCAAACUUUACGUUCCUAGUGUUGGAUUUUCAGUAGCUGGUCUAGAUCGCACAAAAUAAGGUUUUUUUCACUUUCAAAGUUUUUUGUUUAUUGUUGUCAUAGUGAUAUCGAUUUUACUAAAACCUAUAUUUUGACAAACUUCAAUCUAUAGUCAAUCAUUGGUGAAAAUUUUAUAGCGAUCAGACAUGGAUAAAAUCACUUUUAAAGCGAUUGAAAAAUAUCGGCAUGGCCUCUGAAAAACUAAAUCGAAACACCUUAAAGAGCAUAUUAAAUUAAGUAACCUGUAAAUUUUCAGCCAUAUAUCUCAAAAGUAGCGAUAUCGCGAUUGCAACGACCGCCGAAAAUUAGAAGGAUUUAUAUGAGAAAAACAACCUUGCUACCCAGUCACGCUUGAGUGAUUUUCCAUACAAAUCCUUGUAAAUUCUGAAAUUUUUUAACUGUCGUAAAAUCUUUCCCUUACUCAUUUAAGGGCUCAAAUUGCCUGUUAUGAAUUAAAAAGAGAUUUGAGCCCCGUAAUGCUUAUGGAAAUAUUUCACGACGGUUUGAAAAUUUCGAAAUUUGCAAGGAUGAAAGACCAUUUAAGCGUGACUGGGUGGCAAAAGCUGUUUUCAUAUACGAAUCCUCCUAAUGUUCGGCGGCCGUUGCAAUCUCGAUAUCGCUACUAUUGAGAUAUAUGGCUGAAAAUUUGCAGGUCACCUAAUUUUAAUGCUCUUUUAGCUCGUGCUAACAAAAUUUUACAGAAGCGAACUGCUUUCGUAUUUUCCGAAAGUUGAUCAUGUGAUCAACUAACGCAAAAGGCCAAAUACAUACAACAAAGUGAAUCUGCAACACCGAAUCUAGUUAACCGUAAAGUUCCAGUAAUCCGUCAAUAUCCUGAGAAACGUAACGCCUCAAUACACCAGAAAACAGGAUUUCCUCGCUAUAAUAUUUUCUCACAUCCUUCUUUAUUGACCGUCGAGUAUUCUUCAGGGUAUUUACUUUUUACUCGAGAGCCUUAAUUCGAGGAAAGUUACAUCAUUGCCAAACAGCCAAAACGUAAUCAGCCUUGUGCGUCAUUUCUGUUUCGGUGAGAGCUCUAACAGUAACAAGACGGUAACUCAACUAAACGCCAUCACAGAACGUCGCUCUCUCGAGCCUCUUCCCAGGAUGCCUGGCAUUAGGGUUACCACCCUCUAACACCUUCCCCCCACGAAAAUUUACAAUUUUACGUUUAACUAGAGUAUCUUUGCGGCAUUUUCACUAAACGUUCCGAACGUGUGCGUUUAACAGUAAUAUGGUCCAGCUUAGUUCGACUUAGUACAUUUAGUAGGUUCUGCAGCCUUGGCAUUGUCUUUUAGUGGCUUGACGUUUUUUCCAUUCUUGUCAACAACAGCUACAGGUAGGUCUUCGGCUGUAGAUUUCUGUUAUCCAGAUUUCGAGGAGGGUUCCGUAACUUUGACUUGCUGAUCUUCCUUAUAACAUGUACACGGUUUCUUCAGAGCAGUUUACCAUCCACAUUAACAUCGUAUGAAAGAUAUCCACAGUUCCGUGAGACAGUUCCUUUCUUCCACUCUUGUCCUUUGAACAGACCUUCAGGCUUGACUCUAACGGUAUCUUUAUGCUCUAAUUCACUUAGGUCUUUAGCAGUGCGGUCAUAAUAUGCUUGAGAUUUCUGGUGUUUCUUAGUUUUCUCUGCUAACACUUUUUCUGCAAUCUCAGGUGUCAGUAAUGUCGCAUUCAUAGGUACUUCAGUUCUUGUUCGACGGUUUAGGAAUCUUUGUGCGGGAGAUGUUGUCAUGCCAGCAGGAGGCGUGUUGUGCUGGUCAAGUAAUGCUUCGUACGGACUCAAUUUUGUUUUCUCAGCUUUCCUCAGCAACGUUUUGACAAUCUUCACACCGCAGAUUCAGCUUUUCCAUUACUUUGGUGGUGAUAUGGUGAAGAUUUGGUAUGUUUAGUCUUCUUUCGUUGGCAGAAUUGCGAGAACUCGGCUGAGUCGUAGUUCUUACCACAGUCUGUGACGAUCUCAUCAGGGAUUCCCCAUCUCUCAAAUUGUUUUUGCAUUAGAUUAAUGGUUUCACAUGUAGUUUGGUUUUUCAUCAAGUCAAAUUCAAUCCAGUCACUGUAAUAGUCAACUAGAGCAAGAUAGUGUCUUUGUUCCAUUCAAAAAUAUCAGAUCCAUCUUUUGACCGGGGUCUAAUCAUAACUGAUCAGUGUUUCUUUUUGGUUCUUAGUCUGAAAAACAUUGCAGACUUCACAUGUAGCAAUGAACUGUUUCGACUGAUUGUUCGUUCCGGGUCACCAUAAUGAAGUUCUAGCACGCCUAAGGGUUGACCCGGUUCCCAUAUGUGCUUGGUGUAAUUUAAUAAUCAGAUUCUUCCGGAGUGUUACUGGGACUACGAUGCGAUCACUCCUAUAAACGAUUCCAUCGUUAAAGGACAGUUCAUCCUUAAUGUUCCAAUACGGUAAGAUUUCUACAGGAACGUUUCGUUUGCUUGGUUUUCAGCCCAUUGAUAUAACACGGUCGAUGACAGACUGUAAGACAGCGUCCUUUUCAGUGGCUUAAGCAAUUUCAGCGAAGUUGCUUGUUAAGCUUUGUUCUUCAUGAACAAGUCUGGUCGUUUCAAUCUCUUGUUCGAUCUUGCUUCGGUGCUGGUCAGUCGUUGGAGAUCUGCUCAAGGCAGCAGCUAUAAAAAGGUCUUUACCUUUUAAAUACUUGAAUUCGACAUCAUAUCCCAUGAUUCUACAGGUUUCUUCAAUACUGCAGCAAGGGGUUUGUUGUCGUUAUAGACUGUCGCUUUCCUACCAUAAGUGCAGGUAUGAAAUCUAGUGAGCCCACAUGCAAUACUAAGCAUCUCUUUCUCAAUUUAGCUGUAGCGUUUUUCAAUGCUCUCGAUACAAACUGUAUAGGUUGGCCGCCUUGCAUGAGGCAGGCUCCUAAACCACUUGAUGAUGCGGCCACUUGGACUUCAACUUGUUCAGCCACAUUGAAGUAUCUCAGCAGGGGUGCAUUCAGAAUGAGGGUAUUAAUUUCAUCAAAGCUUUCUGUUCAUUUUCUUCCCAGAUAAACGCAGUGUUGUUCUUCAGCAGAGCUCUUAUCGGUUCUGACUUGGUUGACAAGUCUUGUGAAAAUCUUGAGAGGUAGGUAACAACACCAAGUAGUCUUCUGACUUCAUCUUUGUUGGUUGGGGCAGGCAUUGACUAAAUGAAUUCUUGAUUCUUGGGGUCAGGUUUAACUCCUUUGUCUGUAAGGACCACACCCAUGUAGAACAACUCAUGAUCAGUCUUCUCAGCUGGAACUUCUCCUUAUUAAGUUUAAUAUUUUUCUGAUGGCAUCUCUCCAACAAGGCAAGCAAUCUCUUGUCAUGGCUAGCUGUUGCUUCUUCAAUGUUUUCUCUAUCGCCCCAGAUCAAUAUGUCAUCAGCUAUAGCUUUUACACCUUCUAAUCCUUCUAGAUUCUCAUCAAUUCUUCUUUGAAAUUCUUCAGGUACUACACUGAUGCCAAAAGGUAUUCUUUUCCAUUUCAUCCGUCCAAUAGGGGUAUUAAAGGUUGUCAGCAAGGAGCUUUCUGGAUCUAAUGGUACAUGCCAAAAAGCAGUUUUGAUAUCAGCUGGAGAGAACUAUUUUAGCAUUGCUAAUGUCUGUAAGCAGAUGAUCGACAGUUGGGACUGGGUACUCAGAUCGUUUGAUUGCCGUGUUCAGUGGUCUGCUGUCUAUGCAGAGUCUAAUUCCAUUCUUAGCAGAAGGUUCAUUUGCAAUUGUAGGAUCACUUACCAAUUCGGUAAGCUCAGUCACUUUCUCAGCUAUACCUUGCUGUUGUAGAUCUUUUACUUCAGCAAUAAAGUUGCUCUUCACAAAGAGGAGGAUCUCUCUAGGAACUGUUUUGUGAGGAGUGACAUCAUUACUUGUGUGAAGAUGUAGUUCGCUCUCAAACUUUCCUAUACUGUCAUCAAAGACUUGCGGGUAGUUAGUCAGAAUGGUCUCCAAGGUGAGUGGUGUUGUCACUUCACUGGCAGUUACAGGGACACUUAGGUUAGCUGGGGCUACUACAACAAUGUUUUCUCGUGAGAGCUCAAUGGGUUUGAGCAUUUCAGAGUCAUUUAGACCGAUCAGAGGUGUUAGGUCUCAAAAAUUCUAAACUGAAUCAUUAUGAUCAUUUCUUCACUGGUUGCAGGAUUUAGCACAAAGACUUUUCUGGUUCCCAGGGUCUGAAUUUUGGUUUCUUCAUCAUAGAGAGAAAGAACAGGCUUGACUGCAGUGUUAAGGUCUGUGAGAUCAUAAUCUCCACUGAUGUCUUUGUACACAUUCACAGGGAGAAUAAUACAUGUUGAAUCAGAGUCUAUCUGACAGCUAACAGGAAUUCUUUUCUUCGACAGCAGUAGGUUUGCAAAAGCUUUCUUGUAAUCACAGUUUUGAUUAAGUACACAGAUUUUGUCGGGAACUUCAUACUAGUGAUUUUCACCAUCUUCGUCUACUCUCAGUACAAACGGUUUUGAGGUUGAUUUUGAUCGUUUUGGAUCUGAGUGUUUCUCCUGUUUUCCUUUUUGUAAGCGUUUACACUCCUUUGAGUCUUGAAAGUGAUUUUUGGCCUUGCAUUUCCUGCAGACUGCUCCCCAGCCAGGGCAGAGUUUCUUGUCUGAAAAGCUAUGAGCUCCCUUUUUGUUUGCACGGUAAUUACACAUGAGAGCUUUCUUGAGCUUAUCUUUAGAAACAGCUUUUAUACUCUCUUUUGCAGGAGUUCGGUUUGCACUGCACUCUUGGACUUCAAUCUUUGUACUUUGAUAAGCCUUGCCAAUUCUAAUAGCUUCAACUCUUGUGAGAGUGUUUCCUUUUUCUAGCAAUCUUUACUUUAGUUCUUCAUUCGAGACACCAUAAACAAACUGAUCUCUCACUUUUCUAUCUUCGUCUACAUAAUUACAGUCUUUCACUAACAGCAGCAGAUCAUUGACAAAAGCAGUUAUUGUCUCUCCAGGUUUUGGCACUAGUUCUUUAAAUUUCUUAGAAGCAACAAUCUCGCUACAUUCUGGACUUACCGCUCGCUCCAAUCUAGUCCACAUCGGAUCAUAGUCUUUUACAUCCUCACCUUCAAACCAGUCCAAGCUGUCGUAUAUCUUUUGACCUUCAGAGCCAAACUAAUCUUGAACCAAAAUACAUUUUCUUUCAUUCGAAGUAUUCACAAGACUUCCUUUGAAGAUGUAACCACAUUUCUUUUUGAAGGCUUUCAAUGCUUCUAGCCGAUUCUCCUGGCAGGAAUCGAACUUGAGUCGCUCGAAGUUCAUGAUAUUACCCGUAAAGAAACCUUGGUUUUGAUCUUGAGCUGGGCCGCAGCUUCGGCUCCUUCUUCCGACAUGUUUAACUCGUGGUUUUGCAGGGUUUUAGCGCGAAGAUCUCAGACAGUAUUUUUGAGCGAUCGACGAGAUUCCGCACUCACAGACAAACGAGAUCACAGAAAGUCAGAUCGAUAGCAGCAGAAUAAUCAGCGUUUGUUCCCACUCCUGGAGUCCUGGUACCAUGUUUCGGUGAGAGCUCUCACAGUAACAAGACAGUAACUCAACUCAACGCCAUGACAGAACGUCGCUCUCUCGAGCCCUUUCCCAUGAUGCCUAGCAUUAGGGUUACCACCAUAGGCGUACGGGCCGGGGGGGGGGGCGAGGGGGGCUGCAGCCCCCCCAAAUUUUGGGGCAACUCAGAUUUUUUGGGCAGCAAGAGAAAAUUUGGGCAAAGCCAGUUUUUAAAGACGUCUCCAUGUUUAUUUAAUUAUGUUAAAGACCUGAAUAUUAACCUGAAGUCGGCGUAAUAAUCCAGUUACAUUACAGUGGUUGCCUAGCAUGUGAUGAGUAAUUUACAUAUUUGCAUUUUUUUUGUUGGGCACUAUACUGCACUGCACUAGCUGGAAUGGGCUAUUUCCAGUCGUGAAUUGAUUAAAAUAAACUUUCGCAUAACUUUCUAGUAUCAUCUCUAUUCGAAGAACAGAGUAUGGCAGAUAGCAUUUAACAAUGGGUAUAAAAAUGAAGAAGUGGCUGAUUAAUUCUCAGUUUGAAUUACGAGAAGAAUUUUAAUUCUUUAAAAAAAAUUUAUCGUGCGGUUUAGAAUUAUUCGCUAAUUUGUUAAAGUAGACCGAAAUAUUUACAAAACCCGCUAACAAGAGUGUCUCGAUACAUACUACUCAAAUCCUUCUUUCGAUUCUAGAAAUCAAGCAGAGCUAUCUCCACGAUCUUUCACACAUGUUUUUAAAAAGAUUAAAACUACGAUGAAGUGAAAUUGCAGGUCAAAAGCGCUUCGUUUUCUGCAGAUAACGGCCAAAAAUCAAGAUUUUCCUGUUCUUACCGUAUUUCUAAUAAUAAAAACUUCAUUCCAAAAUAUGUCUAUAACGCUCUUAAGGUUUUGCUUAAACUUCACGAACAUCGAGGCGACCGUAUUGGAGAAAAAAGCUCCUGUGAACGAUUUUGUAUAGACUGAAAACAGUCUCUCUUUUUCUUCAGAUUUAGUAAGGGAGGUGCACGCGCGCGCGAGCGUUGAGCGGCGAAGCCUUCAGUCACGCGCGUUGUCAUUUGCGUGUCUCGGGCGUUUUGCUCGACGGACCAAGAAAAAAGAGAGACUACUAGUAGUCUAAUUUUGUAAGUUUCCCGUGCCGGGAAUCAUUGCUGAAGUAAAAUAGGUAAUGGGUGGGGGAAGGCAUUUCGUUGCUAUGACAACUCCGAUGUCAUUGCAACCCUGAUGAUGACAAAUUUUCAUCUUAAUACAACUGUGGUCGCAAUUUUUCCAAAUGUUUGAUUAUUGCGACGUAGUUUAUACUCAGACUUGUUAUUGACCCUGAAAAACCGUAUCAAGCCACCUUCAUAUGCCAGGACGGCCUAUGUUGUUGCAAUAUGGCCUUCAUUUCUUUUCGAUUCUUUCGUAAAAAAUUUGGGCAACUUGCGAGAUUUUUUUGGGCCAAUUGUUUACCGCCCCCCCUGGCAAAAAAUUUCCCGUACGCCUAUGGUUACCACCCUCUAACAAUUUCAGUCGUCGUCGAAAAUAAACCGCAUGCUCAUCACGAGACUCAUCGUUGAUUCUUAUACCUAUUUUUACGGUCUCCGCUAGGAACGCCUGGGACCAUGACCCACCAAUUGGCGAGGACACACGAAAAAAAAAAGAAAAAGAAACGCCUGCAUUUUUAGAGUGUCGCAACUAAAGCAAGCUCGACUAAUAAGAAGCUAAGGCCCGGUUCAGACGCCGAACUUUCAUGAGCUGAACCUAAUUCGAAUUAAGGCAGACCCAAGUUAUUUUAUAGACCGGCUGAAUUGAUUCAGACGCCGAUCUUAAUUUCAGCUGAACUAAGUUCAAAAAGCGGAAUUAAAGCUCAUUUCGGUCAAACUGCUUACAAAAUACGUUAUGAUAAUUUAUGCAUUAGGUUCGGUAUAUGAAAAGUUCGGCGUCUGAAUCAAAGCCGUUCCAAAGUCGCUGCAAAGGCAAAAUUCCCGGCCGGGCUAGGCGAAAAGAACGGCUGAACCGUUCCAAUUGAAACAGGCGUUCCUAAUUUAUUCAGAAGCCCAACUUCUCAUGAACUUAAUUCAAUGUAUUAGGUUCGGCUCAUGAAAAGUUCGGCGUCUGAACCUGGCUUAAAAGAGGAAAAAGAAAAGAAAGAUCUUAUUUUGGUGUAUCAGAAGUUAUAGUUAAACAAAAUAAGAAAUUGAAAAAAGACUAGAUCAAUUUAAACCAAAGAAACAAAAAGAGCCAAAAACAUUUGAUGAUUAUUUUCAAGGAUGCAUUAUUUAGAAAUUAAAAAAUUCCAAAAACUUUUAAGAAACUGAAUCACUUGAAAGAGCAAUGAAAGCAUAUGAUGUUGGAGUCAAACAUGAAAAGUCAGCUCUUGAGAAGUUUGCUGACAAAUAUGUAAUUGAGGGAAAACCAGGAGUUGUACCAUUACAAUAUUUUACAAAUAAUUAUCUCCCCAGCUUAAUUAAGGAUUUUAUGAGAAAUCAUAGAAGCAUAAAAAUUCUUAUGAUAAUGGUAAUUGAAAUGGAAAAAAACAUUAUCGAGAAAAAAGGAAUGAUAUCACAGUCAAGAUGAAGCUUACUUUUAUUCCGAAACAGUACACAUACUGAAGAAUCUUGAAAAGACAGACACAAAAGAAGAUUUUCAGGCCUCUCAUAAUGGGUGAGCCUUGGGAAUAUUUUACGAUCUUCUACCAUGAUUAAUUUUGAUAACCCUAUACGUAAAUAAUGGCCACUAGAACUUGGCGUCCAAACUUAACAAACAAACACUAAGAGUACAAUACAAAUGUGAUCGUGUUCCGGCGUUAAUAAACGUACCUGUUAAUUUUCCCCGUUCAAAAUUUCAGGUUUAUUUUCACUGAUGAUAAGGGAGAAGAGACUGUAAUCACAUUUGGCGAACAUUCAAAUGAGGAACUCAUAGAAGGUCAAUCUGCUACCCCGUUUCCUCAGGAAUACACAUUUGAAAUAGGAACUACAAGGUAUCACCUUAUUGAUACCCCGGGCAUUGGGGAUAGCAGGGGCAUUGAGAAAGACAAGGAGAACUUCGACAACAUUUUGGCCUUUCUGACCUGUUAUGAAAAGAUUAAUGCAGUGGUUGUACUUCUCAAGCCAAACAACGCAAUACUGAACGUGGCCUUCCAGUUCUGUAUCUUAGAGCUUUUGACCCACCUCCACAAGUCUUUGAAGUCUAACAUCAUCUUUGCCUUCACGCACUCCAGUGGAACAAAAUACAAACCAGGAAACACAAGCACCCUUCCUGUUCUCAAAAAGCUCCUAAAGGAUAAUAACCUCAACAUCACCCUUUCUCCAAAAACCUAUUUCUUCUUCGACAAUGAAGCAUUCAGGUAUUUUUUACAUUUUUAGACAUUUUUAGACAAAGACAUGUUAACCCCUUUGACAACAUGACACCGUAAUUCUUUGAGGCUUGUUAUUAACUGAAUAUUCAACUGGUUAAACUAAUUCAUUCCCAGAGUUCAUGGAGACACAAAGGGUGAAUUCAUAAUGCCCAUUUUUACAUUACCCCAGUAAUACACCUUGGUUACCCCCCUCUUCCCCCCCCCCCUCCACCCCCCUCCCCACAUUUUUUUCUUCACUUUUUUUAGGCUCAAAACAAUUUUAAAGUCCAGCGGCAAAUGCGACGACCAUUAGCGGCUGCUGCAAAUGAAUCCACCCAAAGCCGUUCCAAAAUUUGUUGAAACCUCCCUGGAGGCUAUUGAGCCUGGCAAACAUUUGCACUAGUUUAUGUUCAUAUGUUGGCACGUCUCGUAUAGCCUGUUUACUCCAAUUAUUCCUCUUAUUAUAUAAACGCCAAAUUGAAUGAAAUACCAGUUGAGCUUUCCCGCGAAAACAAGAUAUCUUCACAUGUACUUUCAACAUAAAUACAUAUAUACUUUAUUCGUCCCAGAAGGGCUUUUUAGAAGGUAAAAUUAAUAAUUAAUGUCUGUUACAAACAGAGCCUAUAAACAACGGAAGUUACUAACUUAAACUAGUAAAAACUAUGUACACUGAAACAUGGUAAAAAAUAGUUUAAAAUAUCUAUUUAUGCCUCUAAAACGUUGAUAUUAGUUUCUAAAAAGACAACUCUUGAAGUCCCUUAAGCAGGGGUCUCGGCGUCUUGGCGAGUCUCGGAUUUUACCAUUCGCCACCCCUUAUAUCAUAAAUUGUGUAUAUUUGCCUACCUCACAGCUGUUUUUAGUGAUUAAACAAUCAUUUCUAUGUAGCACCUUUUCUUCCAUUCAAGUUCGUAUCCACGCGCGGAAGUGAAAGGGUAAAACCGUUUUUAUCGUUCUUUACAUUGAUAGGUUUCUAGCCUGCCAUAAGAAUGGAGUUCUAUUCGACGGCGACGAUGUUGAUGACUACUAUAAGAGCUGGAAAAAGACACGCGAAGCAACUAAAGAGCUUUUUAAAUUCAUUACAGACAUGCCACCUCACGAGACUAAAAAGACCCUGAGCGUGAACGAGGCAAGGAACUUCAUUAUCGCCAUGAGCAAACCAAUGGGUGAAGCUGUUGACCUUAUCGAUAGAAACUCAGAGAAGAUCAAAAAAGCCAGAACCCAAUGCAAGGCAGACGACGAUGAGAUCCAGAAGUUCCAGGAGAGGCUUCAUUUCAAAGGCGUUAAACGGAAGAGAAAACAUCUGCCUCAUCCCAUAACUGUUUGUACUCACCAAACAUGUAGGCAAUACGAACUUAUUGGAAAGUCGAAGCAGCGGGAAACAAUAUUUCCACAGAUCUGCCAUGAUCACUGCUACCUUAAAGGAAUCCCAAGUGAAACCACUAACAACCCACAAAUUAAUAACUGUCGAGCCAUGGCUAACGGAACAUGCAAGUAUUGUAAGCACGACUACAAAGAUCACAUGCAUAUGACCUACACUACCUCUCUUGUGGAGGCGACAUUCUUGUCAGAUGCUGUACAGAAAGAAAUCAACGAUUUAACCAACGUGAAGGAUAAGAAAGAAAAAUUCAUAGCCGAGUUGGAGAAACGCAUUAAAGAGUAUGAAGAAGAGAAGGAGGUCCUUUUUAGGUGUGCCAGCCACUUUGGUGCAUUUCUCAAGCAGAAUGCCAUGAUUCCCUACAACGAUUCCUUCAGCGACUACCUUGACAUGCAGAUCGAGGUCGAACAGACCAAAGAAGACGGGGAUAAAGACAGGAUCGCUCAGCUAAUAAAGGACAAGCAGACAUAUGAGAUGAUGAAGAAAGCUAUCAUCGAGGAAACCUCGAAUCCCGCGCACAGCGAAGAAAAGGACAUUCAAAUAGAAAAGAUCUACGAAAUGAGAAACCAGCUCUGCUCUCUGAAACACAAUGGCAAGGAUCUCAAGGAAGCCCUAGGUACUGUAAAUUUCAGCAAAUAAUCUAAGUUUCUAAGUUCGUUACCAUGUCCAAAGAUACACGCUAAUGAGAUCCAUCCCCUUUGAUGACAGACAUCACGAAGUGUCCCCUAUCCCUAAUCCUCACUUCAUGCAUACGCCUGCGUAGUUGAUUAGAGGGGUCAGAAAAAAAGAAAAGGCAAAAAAAGGAGAGUAAAAACUUUCCAAAGACUGUUAUUUAAAAUGAAAUACGUUACGUUGGCUCCUUACGUGCGUUUAUGUGUGAUUGCCGGCCUUGGGCCUUGGGUUUUAAUGAAAUUAGGGCGGGAAAGUCUGGCGGGAAAUUUUAACUUGAUAGCUCAGCCCAGAAAAAUAAAACAAAACAAAACAAAAUGGCAGCGGCAGUCAACAAGCGCUAGUUUCUUCUACUCUACAAGCUGCAAAGAAGAAAGACAAGGCAAAAAUAUAAAAAGUAGUAAUGGGUACAUGAAAUUUUUCAAACUCGGCUAUUUUUUCUUAAUGAUUGUCAGGAGGCUCCUGGAUUGUCACAUGCUUGUAAAAGAGAUGAGAGAAAAUGACCCCGAGUUCUUCUUCUACAAAUACUUUAGAAUGACCCCGGAACAGUACCUUCUUUUCCUCGUGAGCCUGUUGCUGACGGUGAAUUUUCCCCAUCUCCAAGCGUGUGAGGCCCAAACAUAUGGCAAAGCUAUCAAAUGACAAAAUCCAGAUAUAUGAUUGGUCGAAUCUUGCAGAAAACAAAAAGGUCACAUAAAAUUUGAAAACUGUUCAACUUUUUCGUAGACGCUUGCGAUUAAUACGUACAUUUACGCUUACGCUGUAACAAGAAGAACGGCUUGACGUUUACAUGCCUACCCAAAAACGCGUAGAGGAAAUCCACUAAGUACUCCAGAUUACAAAUACUACCCCCCCGAGUGUGGACGAGGAAUGCUGGUUCUGUCGCGUUUUUUUUUUUUGUAAUGAAGUGAAGAUUAUACUAAUUUAUGACGAACCUCUAUUGAGCGGCCAAUAUCCUUUAAGCUGUCCUAGCGCGUACUCCGAGAGUGGCCAGUUAAUAGAAGUUCAAAUGUAUUUGCACUUCUGAACACACGUGGAGAGUUCUUAGUGAUGUUAUAGGGCAGGUUUAGUUGUUUUCAGUUCUCGACUUUGUUGCUUAAGUUAAAUCAGGUCCGUUGAAUUCCAGUGUAAUUUUAAAGUGGCCUCAAUAGUUCAAGCUAUGAACGUUGAAUAAUAUGGACGUUGUAGACCCUCUGAAGACUCUGAUAACGCAACCCUGCUUAACAAGCUAAUACAUAACAUGACUGUUUCUUUGUAGAUAGCAUCAUGUACGCUAGAAAAGCACCACUUCGAAUGGAAAGGUAAAGUUAAUUAGGAGGUCUGUUAUACUCUGUAGGAAUACAAAAGACACAGGGAAAAAUGGCGGCUCUACACUGCUAAUUCAGCCGUCUCUCUUCGUCUCGUACCGGUACCGCUAGGGACGUUUAGCGGAUUAAUCGUCUCAAGCGCUGACAGGAGAGGAGAGACGGUUGCAUGUAUUUGCGCGCAGGCUAUGACGACCCCCAGCUAUAAAGAGCAAAAAAAACUCGCCCCACGUAAGGGAAUCCGGAUUGCGGAACCCGAGAAAAUUUUGCUUGUGGAAUCCGGAAUCCUGGGCUUCCGAAAUACCGCUCAAGGAAUCUGGAUCUCACCAACUAUUGGAAUCUGGGAUCCAAGUUCCACGGACAAAUAAUUCGGUAUCCGGUACCUGGAAUCCAGAAUCCACGGUGGAAAUCUAGAAAUCUAGAAUCCAAGACUGUCUUGGAUUCCCUUACAUUGGGCGAAUAAUGUUACAAAUCUUCUUUCCUUUUUAUAACUUAAAGUGAAAAAAAAAAUCUUACAUGGUUAGUUGAUGGAUGCAGAGCAGAUAUAGCUCACGAAAGCCUAACUGGCAUGGUUCCUUUAUAACUGAGAUCAUCAGGAGUUUUGAUCUUUAAGGCCUCUAACCAAUUUUAAAAAAAGACUCACCAGAAAUUUUAUAAUUACAGAAAUAAGCCCCCCGUGAAAGUCACAACCACAGUCUUUGGGGACGUGGCCAAGAGCGUAAAAAAGAAAUGUUAGCGGUUUUAUCCAAAAGCUGCGGAAUCGAAUCAGUUCCAGGGGCCCGUUUCUCGAAAGUCCCGGUAACUUUACGGGCCCGAAAUCAAAAAUUCAAAUCGAAAUAUAAAGAAUAAGAGCGCGGGUCCUGGCUAGCAAACUACUCCAUUUAGUUUCAUUAACUGACCGUUUUAUCGUGUUAGAUGCAAAACUAUUGAAACCUCGAUCUUUAAUGUAAACGGAGACAGCUUACCGGGCCCGUUAAUUAUCGGGACUUUCGAGAAACGGGCCCCAGGACAGCAUCAUCAUCAUCAACAGCAGCUGCUCCACAACCAAAAGCCGUGUAAAACCUCUCAUUUUACUGGACUGUUAACUUGCGGGUUAGUUUGCAUGCACAUAUGAUUAAUUAUUUCCGUUUUUAUUCUUUUGAUCGAUCACUUUCUAGUAAAUCCUUUAGAUUCAAAGUGGAUAAUUUGAGUUACCUAUACAGUCAACUCACGUUAGUGUUCGUAUCAGCAAAGUCUCCUCGAAAUAGCGAGGUACAGUAAGAAGUUCCCUUGAAAACACUUGCAGUAAAAUGGUAGUAUGCUAAAAGUAAUCAUUUAUGAAGUGGAAUAUAUGAAAUGAAUGAUAUUUUGAAGUGCGGCUAAAGAUAUUAAGGUAAACAUGAUCUUCCCAGGUUGUUCAGUCUACUGCGGAGAUCAUGUUCACCUAAAUAAAGAACUUUUAGUUGAUACGGAACAAGGUUAGCGCUAAUCUCAGUAUAGCUUGUUUCUCAAAGAGAAAGGCAAUAAUGCGAGAUAGAAGCUAAGAAGUAUAUUUUCAGUGCGUUAAACGUUUAAAGGUGGAUCUCAAAAUAAUGAGAGUUAGAACACUGGGAUAAUAGUGAGAUGUAGUGUUUAAAAAAACGAGUAGGAGUGUAUUAUCUUCGUCUCGAGUUUUUAAACCUUAUAAUACACGACUGCGAGUUUUUUGAACUACUUCAAAAUCUCUGAUAUAGACCAACUCAUUCUUGCACUUAUUUUUAGAUUUGAGGUUAUUUUGGGCCAAAAAAUUGGACGUAAAGUUUAGCCGUGUCUCUUCAGAUAUAAAGACACUCAUGAAAAAGUUAAUUUCUUUUGUCUUUUCUUUAUGAAUUAAUAAUGAUUGAGUGUUUGAGUGUGAUGUUGGGACCGAAACUGCGUAUGUUAACGAUCGCAGUGUUUAGAGUACGUAUCAACGGGAGUUUUUUUUUUCAGUCUAACGUGCAUAUGUUUCGCCGGGAUUAAGCUGCUUUCCGGCGCGCCUGUAUUUAGCAACAGAAAAAAAAGUCAAUUGACGAAUGCACGCGCAAAUCAAACAACUGGCUUGACCAAUGGUAGAGCGACAAAUUGGGCACCGAAAGUCGAGUUUAGUCCUUUCCGCGCGCUUUCCCUUCGUCAAAUGACGUUCCCGUGCUGUUGCUAAAUCAGCCUAAAUUCGCGAAGUGUCGCGCCCGUAAGAUUCCUGUAACAGCAGAGACGUCCCAAGAUCACGUUACGAGAGUGGAAUGAAAUUUACUCUCUCACAAGAGAGUCGGUGUUGCGUUACAGGCACCGUUGAGACGUUGUAUCAGAAAUAAAAUACUGAGGUUUACGAACGCUAAAUAUCAUUAUUUUUCCCUUUUUUCUAUAAAAUAUUAAAGGAGACUUACCUUUGAUGUAUUCCCGUGUUUUUUGGUGUGAUUUCAUCGAUUUAGUCGACUCUUUGGCUCUAUUGUGUGUCCCCUGACAAUCCAUUCCACUCUCGUCAGUGAGCCUGGGACAACUGUGGUAACAGCGACGUGUCUGCAAGGCCGGGAUGUUGGCUAUACUAAUUAUUCAGCUGAUUAUUUUCGAGACUUAUUCUAUUCAAGGAUAAGUCUUUUUUUAGAAAACCCAGAAACAUUAUACUGGAGCAGACUUAAUUCGUUAAAGAGCAUUGAUCGACUUUAAAUGUUCGUAUUACUUUUGUUUUUAUUUUUCAUAAUGCUAGGUUAAUAUUAUUGUUCCGAAUAGGAGGUGUAUAUCUAACGCCAUACACCAACCAUGUGGGUAGUAUUAUUACCAAAUCAGUUGUGGUGAAUAAAAAUAAAACAUUACUGUCGUCUCCCGAUAAUUCGAACCAUCAAGGGAAACAGACAAAAAGUUCCGAGUUAUCGAGGGUAAAACAUAGAAAACGAUCUUAAGGGAAAUGAACAUUGCUUCAAGUUAGCGAGAGGCUCGAGUUACUGGUAGUUGACUGUAGUAUUUUUUCGUAAAAAGUCGUCACUUAGUAAGAGCUUUGUUUACUUUCUUUCAGUUUGGAAGUGCUUUUUUGUAAUUUUUUGCAAAUUUAGAAAUAAUUCUACUUUCAGUAUACAAAGUGGGCAUAACAGCUACUUGAUUUAUUGCUAAAUUUCCGAAAAUGUCAUGAAACGAGACGCCAUUUUGGCUCCACCCAAACCAGUGAAUAUCCAAAGAUAUUUUAUAUUCCUAGUUAGGGGAGCCAAUCAAAACGUGCGAAAUUACUAUCCAAUUAAUGAUUUGGUAAGUUCUACUUCCUUAUUCAAGUUUAUAUUUCCUUAACUAAAGGGAUUUGUGUGUCAAAAUUAUUAUAAGCGUGAUACAUUUUUUUAUGUAGUCAAUUUUUUAAAGGUUUUAUUAAUUAUUAUUAUUAUUGUUAGUAUUAUUAUUGAUUUUAUUAUUUUAUGUUUUGCUUUUUACUGUCUUACGAGUGUUAAAAGUGUUUACCCUUCUUUGCGACAGAUUACAGUAUAUUUGUGUGUGUAAUCAAAGGGUGACGAGUGAAGAGUGAAAUUAGUGUUCUUAAUACCUCCAGUUGUUCUAGGGAGCUUUAGCAACGACUACAGCGACGGCAACGUCACUAUUAAAAAGUAUUCUUACUCGUUUCUUCAAACUUGGUCGCGAUUAUUUCAGUUAGCUUGAAAUGUUGGUGAAUUUCCCAUGAAGUUGAAUUCUUGGGGAUCACACCCAAGUUUAGACAGAGAAAGAAAAAUUCGUCGGCCGGUGAGCUAACAUCCUCCAUAAAACGUCGUGCAGUGACGGCAAAGAAAUGUACAAAAAGUGUGCUGGACGUGCAAAGUUGUUUUGCUAUUUGACGUUUUUUAUAAUUCAGUCGUUGCCGUCGACGUCGUCGUUGCUAGAGUUCCCUAAUUGACUUUUAUGAUACGGCGGGAAGAACUAUUAUGAUUGUGAGACAUAUACUCAAAGGUUUAAUAUAAUGAAAGGCGUCUUCUCAUGUUUCGGAGUUUGUUGGCAAAACGUAAACAAUUCGUUCCUGACAAUCCCUUUUUUUUUCGAAACCGGGAGGGCUUCCGGCGUCUUGGGAAAACAAGGCAUAUGUUUACACUUUAGUUAGUUAUAUUAUAACCCAGUGUAUACUAAGAAGUAAGAGUGUCAAUUUAUUAGUUUUUUAUAUAUAUAUAUACAAAUCUCAAAAUUUCGUAAACGUUUUGAGUGUCUGAGAGCUGAAAUGCAUUUGUUUCUUUUUGUCUUUAAAACGGGCAACCGAAAAACAAAAAUUGUGCAACUUGUUUUGCAACAUUGCUGCAGUGAGAGUUGAAAAGCUAUGUUCCACGUUUUCCAUCCAAAACAAACUAACAUGAUUUGUUGGGACACUGGUGUAAUUCGUGGGUGAUAAAACGUGCACCAUCGCUCUUCAACUCGUUUUGCAGCAAUGUUGCAAAACAAGUUGCAGGUUUUUGUUUCCUAUUUUACUCUACCUUUAAGGAACGUGAAUGAUUACUUGUCGAUUAGUCCCCGGCAUUUAUAGCUGGGCCUUGAGUUGUUUUUUGUUAAACUAGGAUUUAAAAGAAGCGAAGAUUGCAAUUUUUAAAAAUGAAUGAGGGUUUUUUUUCCUCGUAAUUUUUUGCUUAUAUUGAUACUAACAGUCUUAUAAGUAGCUUAAAAUAAAAAUAUACGGUGAGUUCGUUUACAUUGCUCCUAAUUGAUAGAAGUCAAGGGAGCCAAUUUCAAACCAAUUCAUUUUACCACUUAACUUUUACCAUUUACCACGUUUGCGUGCCAAAAUUGAGUGAUUUCCCAGAAACACAUUGUGGUUUGGUACAAAAACCAAUCGCUCUAACUGUACUUUCAAUAUCCCAGUAGCGUUCAGCUUUCUAUGGUGCGUAGUAACCGGAGACCCAGCGGUGACUAACUGAAGUAGGGAAUAUUUGUGUGCGAAAUCUAGUUGUCUGCUUGAGCGUCUUAACUUGCACAGCUAUCAACCCAACACCGUUUUCACUGUUGAAGAGAAUCCAGACCACUUCUUUGACACUGCUUUCGCUUAUAAGAACAAGUUCAAGAAACCAGGAGAACUACGGCGCCUAACAAAAAAGCUGAACGCAUUUUCGGUGAAUUAUAAAUAUUCCAAUAAGCUACCCCCGCUGGGUCGCCAAGGAUGUUGUAUUAAGUACCAAGCGGCCUUUGACUGAUGUUUCCUUUGUUUCUCACUUUUUUUACUUUGGCCAAAUUUAAUUGGUUACGGACCUAGUCACAGUGUGUUUCAAGGAUAAGUGUGUGCGUAUUUCUAUUUUUAAAAUAACUGUUAAAUUUGCUCAGUUGUCAGCAAACCAGGCAGAUAAAAGGUUUAGAAAUAAAGACAAGUUGAGCUGAUUUUACUUGAGUUUUGACUACACAUAAAAACAAAUUUGCAACUGCCUUGCCACAUUACUAACACCCCGCGCAUCAGUGGUCCUACAGUUUUUUACAAUUUGCGUCAGACUGAUGCUAUAAAGCCAUUGGUCACGCUAAAUGUUACCAUGGCAACUUAAAUGAUGCCAUGAACGGAUCAUAAGAAAUACAAGACCCUGGAUAUUCGAACGCUGGAUAGCACUAUUCUUAUCCAGUGGAUAACGCUAUUGGAUUCUUUACUUCUUAUCCGGUGAAUAGCGUUAACACCUUUUGAACAACCAGGGCCAGGAGCAAGAAGUGGAAAAUGUUAUCGGCGCAGGGGUUUAAGGCCAACUUAUCUGCAAGAUUUUUUUUUCAAUAGGGGGACAAUUGAGUUGUUUUUACAAGAGUUUUCCAUCCGAUGGGGGGAGGGGAGUGGGGGGAGGGGGGCAGUGAGGGUGGAAGGGGGACUGUCACUCUUCACCAGUUGUUUCCUGAAUUGUCCUAAAAAAUGGUCCUAAAGUCAGUUCUUCCUAAAGAACACGGCUAAUUCAGUAUUGGCUCAAAAAUCUUGGCGUAGCAGCUAUAUGUGCGGAUCGACGACUCGUCAACCUGACUGGUUUGGCACUGAAUGAAAGAACUUUUGCACAUAUAGUUAUUUAAGGUUACUCUCUGGAAACAGGACGAAUGAUGCAAGCAUGAUCCAUGUUUCACAGCCCGCGGUGCACUGAGCACCUUUUUGCAAGCAGGAAGUUCAACUCUGAACACGCUGAUUGGAAAAAUGCUUUGCUUAAUUGAAGACCUCUUUGGUCGUUUUCGUUCCAUAUGGAACGAUGCAUAUUUUCCUUUAUAGAUUCAUUUAGUUUUCAGUUUAAGCCAUUGAGUUGGUAAGCAGUAACGUCAGCAAAGAUAGAUCUUUCCACCGAUACCUCCUUUUAGAAAUUCCGAUUGGCCUCGACAGUUACACACAAAAAUUCAAGUAACACUUUGCGGAAAAAUCCACUGUCAAUUUUGCCAUUUACCUACUACUCUUUGCAGAUUAAAUUUGUCCCUUUCCAGUUAGCUAACCACAAUUCCAUGCAAUGAAGUUCACGAAACACACAUUUUCAGUGACUUUUUUUACACCCCUUUUAGACCUUUUUUUUUUUUUUCCAUCCUUUUCAAUCAGGUUAUCUAGCACCUCGAUAUGUUACAACCAUGAUAAACUUUGUAAAUUAAUAUUACUAGAACUUUGUUGUUGUCACAGGCCUAACAGCGGCUAAUUACAUUAUCGGCCACCGGUAGGUUCCAUGUACAGUGUAGCAGCCAAACCUUCUAUUAAAAAUUUGUGGAAAAAUAAAAAAAAUUGAAAUGUUAUUGGAACUGAUUUGCAGUUGAGGUCAAAACAUGCAGCUGAGUAAACAAAAUUGUCUUUCUUCAACCAUGUCCAUGGAAACUCACAAAAGUUGCUGAUUUAUUUAUCACUUAGGUCCAAAAAAGUCUGAAAUUGCCAAUUCAUUCUAUCAGUUUUCAUGUCUUCUGUUUACUUCAGUAGAGGGUCAUCUUUUUAACUUUCAGGUGCCACCUUCUUAGAUUAAAGUCUAUUGUUAACUAUGUACUCAUUGAAAAACUCAACUCUUGUAUCAGCUUGGCGAAAUAAAAUCAUGAGCCGAUAUUCCUGAAACUUUCCUGUUGAAUGACUGAGUACCACAAGUAUAUACCUAUUUAACGAAGAGGUUGUGUUUUCCUUGGUUUAGAAAUAAUGCUUGUGGUCGGCUAAUGGUUCAUUUAUUUACAAACCGAUUUUGUGCACACUCAUCCAAAAUGCCAUUCAACUAUGUCGAGUCAGCGAUGAAAUGUUUUACCGCGGCUGUUCACAAUCUACAAAUUCAGCGAAACAAGUGGGGAAUAUCAAUAUUUUGGGGAUAUUUGUCAUCUUGAAGUGGUACAGAAUUGAAGACGACGUAAGACGAACGAAGAAGUUUUAAGUUGUUGCUUUUUUGGAAUAGUGCAGAAGCUUGGAGAGAACAUUUACUCCAUAUAAUUAUGGACAACUUUCAAGCCAUGAUAUGCUUGCAUGGCUGAUCAUCGCUUUUGUUACUGUGGCUGGCACUGGAACUCUAGCUUACUUUUACUACAAAUUGCUUAACUAUUUCAUUAGAAUGAAGAUUGAAGCCGAACCUGAUCCUGAGCCUCUAGAGAGAGAAACAAAAUUAAAAAGAACGUUUCGGGUAAGAGAAGGAGAUGAUUCCGACGAAGAAAGAAUUAACAUAUUCAGCGUAAUUAAUAACAGUGACAUGGCGAUCGAACGAACUUGAAAAAAUCGUCAGUUCAUCAGUUACUUCGUAGUUGGCUAGUCAGUUAGAUUAGUUAGUUAGAGUAUCAAAAACGUAUAAGUUUUUUCUUGUAGUCGGACGCCAUCGGGCUAAUGUAAGUAAUAUGCAAUUAAAAAGAAUAGACAUUGUUUUGCCCAUAUAAGCUCCUUUUCUCUGGUAAUGAAUAAAUUUGACAACUGGACUAUACUAAUUUGCUCCAGUAAUUCAGCAGAUAAUUGCUAUAAAGUUCAUCUCCUCCGUAAAUUCUGCCAUGUGUUUAUUCAAGUUAUAGACACUGAGUAAAUUUGCAAGUCUCUUCAGAGAAAUGGCCAUCUUGAGAUCUCACUACAUACAUACUGAUUAUCGCACAAUUGCCAACACUCCUUAACGCUAAUAUGCCUCGGAAGUCCGCCAAAAGAAGUAUCAGUUUGUUCUAUUUAGUUCCAUAUGUAUUACUAACAGUUUCCGCUCAAAUCCUCGUUGUUCCUUGUUGCACCCUCCAAUCACAGUAAGUUUUGUCAAGAUUAAGGGUGAUCACUUCUAGACAUAUAUACCUGUGGAAAAUCCUUGUGAAGAAACGGGGCACAGAUGUCCGUAUUUCGAAUCCUUGUCCUUUGCCUUGCUUGACGCUACCGCAUACGCUAUGGCACCAAACACACCAACAAAAAGAACAGUAACUCCGACAAGUAGUCCAAUGGCAAUAGCAGAGUACAUUGCGGCGUUGACCAGAGUCUUAAUGAUGUGGGUUGGUCAUAUCGCGGAAUAGAGAGCAAAUGGUAACUCCGCGAGUGACACCGAAAUUCUGGGGCAUGGGGAGACUAGAGACUAGAGACGAGGAAAACGUUGCAGCAGUUAUGCCAAAAAAUCGACACUGGCAGGAUACUGGUAGAAAUUUUGGUCAAAAAUUGAGUAUUUAUAUUGGAAAACGAAAUCGGCCUCUCGAGGGGUAUUGUUCUUUCACCAGUUGGUUCACCGUGAUGGACUAAAGUGUUCAGUGGAGACAAAAAUAAAAUGGAACGUUUCGGUUCGUCCGACCGUGCCCGAGAAUGAGUGGGGUGAUCAAAAGGCUUCAUCGGAAGAGAUGUUAAUCAGUGACCAACAAGUAAAAAUUAAAUUCUCUUUUAACUCUUUCCUUUUAUAAAUUCAGAGUUUAAUUUCAUUUCCCUUGAGAAGCGGAAUAACCUUCCUUUUCCGUGCAGUAUGCUUUUCUUCCUCACAUGACGCUGACAUUGGCGAGAAUAGACUGUGUGACCAGCUAAAGGAAUGUUUAUGUGUGAGGCAAGGAGCUGGGACUACUGUUUCAUGCUAGUUCGUUUUCCGUUUCUCUCAGUUUUACCUUUCUAAAGCUGUUUUUACAUACAUAGUCCGUAAUCCGCGUUUUAUACCCAGUCCAUGUUUUAUAUUCAGUCCGGAGUCCACAUUUUUUACCUAAUUAAUCCGUCAGUUUUAUACCCUGUCCGCAGUCCGCAGUCGGUGUUUUAUACUGACCGCAUUUUCCCCCACCCUUUAGUUUGUCUUUGUCUCCGUGAGCACUUUUUAAUGACUAAGGCCAGUUCCGGAAGCGGAAAGACGGGAGCACAAACUGUCGAGUGAAGAGGCUGGAGAAAACUUACCAGAAGAGUUAAAACCUUAGUUAAAGAUCAGAAUGGGAAGGAAACUUUGAACUUGUUUUAAUUUAAACUUCCAAGGUUAUGAAAUAGAAAGUGCUGACGUCAGCGAAAUAUUUCGCCCCUGCCUAUUACCGCAGUCCCCCUCCUCAGGAGAAAAUGCAAGUUUUACGUCACUUCCUUGACAUUUCUUGGUAAUCUGUUCCUGUUCUCGGAAAAGCUACAAAGAAGAGAUUUUUCUCUAGAUUCCGUAUUUGAUGCGGCAUUUUCAGAGCGCUUUAAUUGGUAGAGCUUCACAAAUUUUAGAGUAGCUUCAGGUACGUAAGAAUUUUUGAAAACUUUCGCUAUUUCUGUGUCAGAAUCAAACGAACAAUCUCGAACAAUCAGAUUUGCGUUUUUAUAGUGCAUAAUAAGCCACUGGGAUCCGUCUUGGUUAAGCUUUAUAUGAUGUUAGAAACUGUCGCUUUUCGCUAUUGCCUACACUACAUUUUGUAAACGAUUUCUCCAGUGUCGGUCAGGGCUCUUUCAGCUUUGAAAACGAUGCCUUGAUCUAGCAUUUGGGGGCUUAACGUUUAUGGCGUUUUAUAUCUCUUUAAUAGUCUUGGGGAAGUGGCCUUGUGAAGCUUAAGUGGGUCUUGGAACUAGCGACAUUUACCAAGGGAAUUUCGCUUUUAUACAGUGAAGGUGAGCAAUCCAUGCUUAAUUUAUCACAUGAUUUAACAGAUUUUUGCUGGCCUAAGUAACAGUGUAUCUCUCUUGCGGACACAACUGAAAAAAAUUGUUGUUUCUCAGCAGUUGAGGACAAAAAGUUUGACUCCAACCGAGAUUGUCGGUUAAGAAUAAGCUUACUCAGUUUCCUCAGAGUCAAUUUGCUACUGGAUAAUUAACUUAAUAAAGAUCAACCGAUAAUGUCUUCACUUCAUGGAGUUUCUCUUUGGAGCAGUUGUUGUUCUCAACCCAAGCUAAGUGGUGCCAUGAUCACCCCAAAUCCUAUAAAUGACAAUGAAAAUCAGUAUCGUUUAAUAUCUAAACAGAAAAAUUCUUUGUUGCUUAAGAAAUUACAUUCGACACUCACGUCGCGGUUUUUAUCGAGGUAAGUAAACGCAGUUUUCAAUGUCCGUCCAUCGUUUCCUUAGAAGUACGAAACUAGGACCGGAAUUAGUUGUGUUACUUACACCAACAACCUGUGUUUGACGCCAUGAUUCAUUCGGGUAGUAAUAUAAGACUGAAUAAAAGAUGGCGCCUUCGCAUCCAAGCUUCGGGACGUACCUAUUAUAUAUGGGAGAACACUGACUGGUUAUUUUUCGACGAGCUGGGGUGCUGAAGCGAAGACGAGAUCCGGUAGACAAUUUAGCAAGAGAUAUGUUAUCAGGUUACAGAGACCCUACAGAACUUAGAUCUACUGACUUAAUUUGCCUGGUCAGUCUGUAUGCUGAUUUACUUGAUUUACUUGAAUGCUCCAUGGCCAAGGCUCAAGGUGUAGACCACUCUCUGUGCUUACGUAAAAGCCAGAAUGAUCAGGAAAAUGUUUUUAAUUAGUUUGGUGCCUCAUUUGCAACAAAAUGCCAUAUCUUAAGGCAAUUUUUGGUGAUUUUUGUUCGAUUUUAGAUCCCAGAGUAGACUCUUUUUUCUCUAAUCUUCAGUAAAAACGACAAAAACAUCAACAAAGUCUGUAAUUGAAAGGACUAUGUUGCCCUUCUUUAACUUAAAUAAAUACAUUUCUCGGAAAGAAGCAAAAGAUUUCUCUGAAUUAUGGUAAUUAUGACUUCCUGUUUUCGAUCCUGAGCAAGUCGGCACUUACUGAAACUGGCCGCAAAGUGUUUAUCAUUUUGCGCAGACUACGUAACCAUGGCAAGACCAGAGUUCGAUGUUGUUGAUACCCCACGUCACGUUAAACUAUAAUAUCAGUGUUUGCAAAAAGGCAAAAAAAACUGAGAAUGAACAAACACAAAAAAGGUAAAUUCAAAGUUUAAGUUUAUGGGCCUCAAAGACAUAAGGGGCACAGCAACGACUUGUGGGAUAAAAACUGUGCACUACAAUUAACAGUUCGUUUUUUCCAUACAGCAAAUGAAAGCUAGACCAUAGAGCCGGCCUGGUUAACGUUUCCUGCCCCUUGCGAGCUGUAAAAGUCCCCUUCAAAUCAAUAAGAAUUUAAACAGCAAGGCUGAUAGUCAGUGAAGUCUAUAUCUUGAAUUCUUAGAAAAUGGAUGAUCAAAAAGAGGAGGUCAAUAUUCACGAUCUUACUGAUGCCACACGUGAGGUAAACUAUAAUUAUAUCAGUGUUUGCUCCUUGUAGGUAGAGGUUUGGCCAAUAAAAACGCACAGCCAAAAAAAGAGAAUUCGAGGCUGAGUGUAUUGAUCUCACCAGGCUUAACAGGGCACAACAACGGCUUGCGGAUUAUUUAUUUUGCACGCCGGUUAAGCAGAUCCUUUUCCCACACAGCAAAUGAAAGACGCCGGUAAUAAAUCACAUCCCCAUCUAUUUUCUUUUUCUUUUUGGCACGUCUUCGUCCCCUUCCAGCUCCUUCAAAUUGAUAAGAAUUAAAAAGACGGGCUGGUGGUCUUUUUAACUUGCUGCAACUUGUACUUUGGAUCUCCUGGUAUGUAUAAUAACCAAAAAAAUUUUUUUUGAAUAACUUAAAUCCUCAGGAUAUGGAUGAUGGAAAAGAGGACGUCAGCAUUCUCGAUCUUGACGCAAGUGAGGUAAACUAUAAUUUCAUCGGUUUGUUCGACGAGAACCAAUAGCAAGGAAAUUAAUAGGAAGUUUGGGGAGUAAGUUUAUAGGCCUCGCCUAGGCUAAGGGUACAAAGAGCAGCUUGACGAACAUUUAUACCAGCCGUGUUGCCCCGUUGAACGUACAGUUCCUUUUUCAACAAAGCAAAUGAGAGAUAGAUCAUACUUGACCCGGUGGUAAACGUCCCCCUGUUCUUUUGCAACAGUAUAGUUUCUUUAUUCUUGUUUUUGCUUUUUCCCCCUUUUCUUUUAAUUUAUUCAGUCAAGUACCCUUCAAACCCUCAAACUGAUAGGGAUUAUAUUUAUAAGAUAAAACCAAAGGUCUAAAGUGUGAUAUAACUAGUCCAAUUUUCUGCCUUUAAAAAGGUGUCGUUUGGUUUUUUAUAUAUAUAAUAUAUAAUUAUAUACUUGAAUCGAAAGGAAAUGGAUGAUGGAAACGAGGAGGUCAACAUUCAAGAUCAUCCCCUUGCUGGUUCUUCAAAUGAGGUGAACUAUGACUUUAUUAGUGUUUGCAUGCAGGAAGAGGUUUGUUCAGCAAAAAGGAACAGCCAGAAAAAGGGCGUUCAGGUUUAUGGACCUCGCCAGACUUGACAGGGGCACAACAAUGGCUGUGGGUCAUUUACUGCGCGCCCUGUUGAAGCAGUUCCUUUCCUCGCACAGUAAAUAAAAGAUAAACCAUAGUACCAUGCAGAUACAAGCUGAUACACUAUAGUGCCGAAAAGUCUUCCUCAAAUUGACAAGGAUUCAAAAGACAAGCGAACGGUCAGUGAUUAGUGUGGUACAACUUGUGUGAUGGUACAUUAAAACGGUAACAUUUAUUUUUUAAUACAAUGUGUACAGAAAAUGGAUGAUGGAAAAGACGAUCUUGCUGAUGCAUCACAUGAGGUAAACUAUAAUUUCAUCAGUGUUUGCAUAUAGGCAGAGAUUUGUUCAUUAAAACGCACAGCUAGAAAAUUACUUGACAUGGUUAUAACUAGACCAUGUACAGGGGCUGAGCUAAGUACCAUGGUUAACAUUUUAACGUUCCUCUUGCUCUUUUCGAACUGUAGUUUCUUCCUUUUUUAUCCUCUUCAAUUUGACAAAGAUUAAAAAGACAAGUCCGACGGUCAGUAAAAGAGUCUAAAGAGUGGCACAAUUUGUGUGAUUGACAUUUGCUUUCAAUGCAUGCAUACUUAUAAAUUCGCAGGAUACGGAUGGUCGAAAUGACUCCACAGAGGACGUCAACAUUGUCGAUCUUGCUGAUGCCCGACCAGAGGUAAGCUGUGAAUUUAUCGAUGUUUGGACAUAGACGGAGCUUGUGAAGCAAAAAAAAUAGUAAGAAGAAGAGAAUUCAAGGUCGGUAACUUAAGAGGUACAAAACAUUACGGCUUGCGUAUCUUUUUACGCACCAAAUGAAACUUUAAGAUAGAUCAUGGUACCGUGGAUAACUUUCCCUGCUCUAUUCGAGCAGUAGUUUGUUGUGUUUUUCUUUCCUUGUUUUAAUUUUCCCUGGUCUCCCCUUGGAAUGUGCGAGGAUUAAAAAACAAUGCCGAUAUCCGUAAAGUGUGAUACAACUUUGGUGAUUUUCUGCCUUCAAAAAGACGUUCCAUUUUGCUCAGUGUUGGAUAUUCCUAAAUCCGUAGAAAAUGGAUAGUGGCAAAGAAGACGUCAACAUUCUCAUACUCGGAGAAACUGGAGUGGGCAAGUCAACCUGGAUCAAUGGAAUCGCCAACUAUUCUAAGCAUAACUCUCUGCAACAUGCCAUGGAUGAUCCUGAAUUCACUGUCUUAAUUCCUUCAAGGUAAAGUAUACGUAGUCGCAAAACAAAUUAAAUUACUAGGCCGAUACACCUGCAUUAAUUAAAUUGUCACUAGAGGUACCAAAGUGACAAUUAAAGUGAUCUAACUCUUUAAUUUUCAUUCUCAGAUUUAUUUUCACAAAUGAUGAAGGAGAAGAGGUGGACAUCAUAAUUGGAGCUGAUCCAAAUGAGGAUCUCAAAAGUCAUGGACAGUCUGCUACCCAGUUCCCUCAAGAGCAUAUCAUUGAAACGAACACUGCAAAGUUCCAUCUCAUUGACACCCCGGGCAUUGGCGACUGCAGAGGAAUAGAGAAAGAUAAGGAGAACUUCGAGAACAUCUUGGCCUUUCUAACCUGCUAUGACAAAAUUAAUGCUGUGGUUGUGCUUCUCAAACCAAACAACGCAAGACUCACCGUGGCCUUCAGGUUCUGUGUGUUAGAACUGCUGACACACCUCCACAAGUCGCUGGUGUCCAACAUUAUCUUCGCCUUCACAAACUCCAGAGGAACCUUCUACAGACCGGGGGACAGUCUACCAGUUCUCAGACGGCUCCUGAAGGAGAGAAACAUCAACAUCACACUCUCUCCGUCAACCUAUUUUUGUUUUGAUAAUGAAGCAUUCAGGUACUUAACGCGGAGUCAUUAUUUGACUAAAAUGUGUAAAAGUUAGCUGACACGAUAUAAUAGAAAAAGGCCGAGAGUACAAUUUCAGGGUCAGGCAUUUUAUACACUGCGUUCUUUGAAUUACCAAGGCGCAAAAAGACAAGCUUCUCUAGCUGAUUUAAAGUAAAUCAUGGAGACACUAGCUAAACUGACUAUUUCUUUCGUCUUUGUAGAUUAACGUUCUUCAGCAUAUAGUCUGAUAAAUAAGCUAAAUACCUCUCCAAAAAUGCUUUUAACAUUAUUUAUUCUCUUUAAAGUAAUUUUCAAAUUAUUUUUAGCGAUUUUUCUUAAUUUCGUUGCUUUAUCAUUAAUGGCUCUCUAUCUUCAAUGAAAGGUUCCUAGCCUGCCACAAGAAUGGAAUUCAGUUCACACCUGAAGAAGUUGACCUCUUCUCGAAAAGCUGGGACAAGUCAUGCGACACAACUUGCGAGCUUUUUCAUCUCGUUACAAACAUGCAGCCCCACGAGACUAAGAAGACCCUAAGCCUGAACGAGGCGAGGAACUACAUAAUCGCCAUGAGUAAGCCAAUGGGUGAAGCUGUUGAACUUAUUGAGAUGAACGUGAAGAAGAUCAAUGAAGUCAAAGAACAAUGCAGGCUCUUCGACGUUGAUAUCGAGCGCUUUCAAGCUGAACUGAAGUUUAAAGGCUUCGACCGGGAAGUGAAACCCCUGAACUACCCAAUGACUGUUUGUGCAGACACCGCAUGCAAGAAGUAUGUGAAUGUAGGAAUGUCAAGGGAGAGGGAAACAAUAUAUCCACAGAUUUGCCAUGACCACUGCUCCAUUAGAGGAGUUCCGGUUGAAACUACCAACAACGAGCAACUUCAUGGCUGCGCGGCCAUGUCCAACGGGACUUGCCAUCAUUGUGGGCACAACUACAGAACUCACAUGCAUAUCACCUACUCUACUACCCUGGUAGAGAAGGAAUUCCUAUCGUCCGAUGCACAGAGUAAGAUUGCCGAAAAGACCAACUUGAAGGAUCAGAAAGAAUCGUUUAUCGCAAAUUUAGAGAGCAGCAUCAAAGAACUUCAAGACGAAAAGGAGUUCAUUUAUGAAUGUGCUGGCCGCUUUGGCGUAUUUCUCAAGGAGAAUGCCAUGAUUCCCUAUAAUGACUCCUUUAAAGAGUACCUUGAUAUGCUGAUUAGGGACGAAGAGGCAAGAGAGCAAGAGAUAAGAGACGACGAAAAGAUCGCUCAACUGAAGAAGGACAAGAAGACAUAUGAGCAGAAGAAGAAAAUCAUUAUGGAGAACAUCCAGUCGGGAUGUCAAGGCGGAGAAAAUCUCAUUUCCAUAGAAGCAAUCUACAAAAUGAAAGAAAAGCUUUGUCGCCUGAAGCACAACGGGGAAGCUCUGAGGAAAGCCCUAGGUACAUUGUAA